Funneliformis caledonium is the source of this 426-nucleotide messenger RNA. The record is from the annotation of a GenBank genome assembly. NCBI's taxonomy places the organism in Eukaryota, Fungi, Glomeromycota, Glomeromycetes, Glomerales, Glomeraceae.
AUGACUAAACUAUCUACACAUAUCCGUUGGCAAAUAGUUGAAAAAUCAUUGGCAGGUUUAUCAGAACGCCAAAUCGCUAGACAUUUAGGAAUUAGCAAAACUACUGUAUACUGCGUUUAUUACCUUUUUAAAAAAUACGGAUGUGUAAAAAACAUUUUAACUUUGCGUGAAAGACCAAGAAUUUUUGGAAAUGAUGAUAUGAAAUAUCUUGAAGUACUUCUCAAAAAAAGUAGAUUGGUACAUUUGGAAAUUGCAAUCUCAAAUGGAACUUUGGAGAGGAAAGAAAAUAAAUGUGUAGAAUUUAUUUUACGUACUGAUGAAUCAGCUGAUGAUAGGAGAACUUUAUCACACCAGUAUGGAUGGAAUAUUAGUAAACAUCAUGCAAGAAAAGCUACAUUUUUUGUUAGAGAACAGAUUUACAAUUGA